Suricata suricatta (meerkat) is the source of this 2043-nucleotide messenger RNA. RefSeq names its product carboxypeptidase E (gene CPE). Gene Ontology annotation, molecular function: zinc ion binding; metallocarboxypeptidase activity. Lineage: Eukaryota; Metazoa; Chordata; Mammalia; Carnivora; Herpestidae. The record is from RefSeq and is a predicted model, not a curated record. The transcript is spliced from 9 exons. Bases 17 to 1339 code for a protein of 440 amino acids. Gene Ontology annotation, biological process: proteolysis.
GGCGCCCGCGGCGGGCAUGAGGCGGCGCCGGCGGCUGCAGCAGGAGGACGGCAUCUCCUUCGAGUACCACCGUUACCCCGAGCUGCGCGAGGCGCUGGUGUCCGUGUGGCUGCAGUGCACCGCCAUCAGCAGGAUCUACACGGUGGGGCGCAGCUUCGAGGGCCGGGAGCUCCUGGUCAUCGAGCUGUCCGACAACCCCGGUGUCCACGAGCCGGGUGAACCUGAAUUUAAAUACAUUGGGAACAUGCAUGGUAAUGAAGCUGUUGGACGGGAACUGCUCAUUUUCCUGGCCCAGUACCUGUGCAACGAAUACCAAAAGGGGAACGAGACAAUCGUCAAGCUGAUCCACAACACUCGUAUCCAUAUCAUGCCUUCCCUCAACCCUGAUGGCUUUGAGAAGGCCGCAUCGCAGCCUGGUGAGCUCAAGGACUGGUUUGUGGGCCGAAGUAAUGCCCAGGGAAUAGAUCUGAACCGGAACUUUCCAGACCUGGAUAGGAUAGUUUAUGUUAAUGAGAAAGAAGGUGGUCCAAAUAAUCAUCUGCUGAAAAAUCUGAAGAAGAUUGUGGAUCAAAACACGAAGCUUGCUCCUGAGACCAAGGCUGUCAUUCAUUGGAUUAUGGAUAUUCCUUUCGUGCUCUCUGCCAAUCUCCACGGAGGAGACCUCGUGGCCAAUUACCCAUAUGAUGAGACGCGGAGUGGCAGCGCUCAUGAAUAUAGCUCCUGCCCGGAUGAUGCCAUUUUCCAAAGCUUGGCUCGAGCCUACUCUGCUUUCAACCCACCCAUGUCGGACCCCAAUCGGCCACCGUGUCGCAAGAAUGACGAUGACAGCAGCUUCAUAGACGGAACAACCAAUGGUGCUGCUUGGUACAGUGUACCUGGCGGAAUGCAAGACUUCAAUUACCUCAGCAGUAACUGUUUCGAGAUCACCGUGGAGCUUAGCUGUGAAAAAUUUCCACCUGAAGAGACUCUGAAGAGCUAUUGGGAGGAUAACAAAAACUCCCUUAUUAGCUACCUCGAGCAGAUCCACCGGGGAGUUAAAGGCUUUGUCCGGGACCUUCAAGGUAACCCAAUUGCCAAUGCGUCCAUCUCCGUGGAAGGAAUAGACCAUGAUGUUACAUCUGCAAAGGACGGUGAUUACUGGAGAUUGCUUGUACCUGGAAACUAUAAACUCACAGCUUCAGCUCCAGGCUAUCUGGCAAUAACAAAGAAAGUAGCAGUCCCUUACAGUCCUGCUAUUGGGGUUGACUUUGAACUGGAGUCGUUUUCUGAAAGAAAAGAAGAGGAAAAGGAAGAAUUGAUGGAAUGGUGGAAAAUGAUGUCAGAAACUUUAAAUUUUUAAAAAAGCUUCUAAUUAGCUGCUUUUAAUCAAUCUAUCUAUACAAUGUAGUAUGAUGUAAUGUGGCCAUUUUCUUUUAGAUCUUGUGCAAUAUUUAACAUUGAUUUAUUUUUAAUCAUUUAAAUAUUAAUAGAUAUCACUUAAACACUUAGACUUUUAGGUAAAAAAAUAUAAGAACUUGGUCUGUUUCUUCUCAUAUAAUAUUCAUUUUUCCACAUAUUUUACAUGAAGGACUAUAAAAAAGGUUUAAGUGAUCUUGUCAUUUUAGACUUAAAUGUGUAUUCCACGUGCUAUUUACAUCCAGAACUUUUUGAGUAAUUCUAGCUUUUAAAAAUUUAUGAAGUCCUUUUAAUGUAAUUGGUGACAAUGCCACAUAGUGAAUGCCACUGAAAAGGUCAACAGCUACAGUUUGGUGUUGUGAGCAUUAUACGGCAAGACUUAAUAGUUCAGUAUAAAUUGUCAUUUGUCUUGUGCUGACUCGCUAUAUAAGCAUGAUCUUGUUAAUGCAUUUUUUGGAUGGGAAGGAAAUAGAAAUGUUUAGAAAGGGAUUUUAUGAUGAGAAGGGAAAUUGACUUCUUGCUUGUACAUAUGGGGGCGAUACUGUUAUAUUAUUCAGCCUGUUAACGCUACUUAAAAGUUUAGGGUUUUCUCUUGGUUGUAGAUUGGUCUAGAAUUGCUUUCUGAAUAAAUAAAAGUAAAAAAUAACA